ACAAAAUUUGACAGCUAAAAAUUCUCAAGUCUCGCGUUGUCGGAAAAAUCCUGUGUUUUCGUUGGAAAUGCUUAUGCAAUGAGCGAUGCCUGUCCUGUUAACGGCCAAUUGAAGAAAUUCGUAUUUCGUGGCAAAUCCAACACUAACGGCGAUACCCGAGGUGAAUACUUGGAGAUAGUAAUACCGGAGCUUCUGUCCGCUGGCUACUCGUUCUACACGUGGCCAUCUGCGCCGCUAUUGGCUUGGUAUUUGUGGACGCAGAGGCGGCAUUUGCGCGAUCUGAGAGUGCUAGAGUUAGGCUGCGGAACGGGGUUGCCUGGUAUAUUAGCUGCCAAGUGCGGGGCACAGGUUACGUUAACCGAUAGCGUUGCACUGCCGCGAUCUUUGCGUCAUCUAUCCGCUUGUUGCGAAGCCAACGGGUUAGUUCCCGGGCGUGACGUGCAGCUUCUCGGGCUCGCUUGGGGCUUGUUCCUAGCCGACGUCCAUUCCCUUCGCCCUGUAGACCUGCUCCUAGCGUCCGACUGUUUCUAUGAGCCGUCACAAUUUGAAGAAGUCCUGUCCACUGUAGCUUAUCUCUUGGACGGCACUGACGCUAGAUUUUUGUGUGCUUACCAGGAACGCAGCGCGGACUGGUCCAUUGAAGCUCUGCUCAAGAAGUGGGGGCUGAAGGGUGCACUGCUCGACCUCGACUCGCUCAGCGAGAGCUCCGGCGUGGAUUACAGGGCGCUCAUCGGCGACAGGUCUUUGCAUUUGCUCGAGGUGGUCGCUGCUUAGGGUAUGGCCAGCACAGCUCGCGCCGCGCGUCUCUAUGUCGGCAACUUACCAUGGACGGUAGGCCAUCGUCAGUUGAGAGAAUAUUUCGCUCAAUUUGGGCCCGUUCAGACCGCCCGAGUCAUCUUUGACCGCUCAACUGGUUU
Molecule: messenger RNA, 917 nt
Organism: Leguminivora glycinivorella
Lineage: Eukaryota; Metazoa; Arthropoda; Insecta; Lepidoptera; Tortricidae
Product: probable methyltransferase-like protein 23
Exons: 1
Coding region: 79-774 (231 amino acids)
Cellular component (GO): nucleus; cytoplasm
Source: RefSeq, a predicted model, not a curated record